Penicillium cataractarum is the source of this 2394-nucleotide messenger RNA. RefSeq names its product Polygalacturonase. The record is from RefSeq and is a predicted model, not a curated record. Gene Ontology annotation, biological process: carbohydrate metabolic process. Gene Ontology annotation, molecular function: polygalacturonase activity. Lineage: Eukaryota; Fungi; Ascomycota; Eurotiomycetes; Eurotiales; Aspergillaceae. The transcript is spliced from 5 exons. Bases 1 to 2394 code for a protein of 797 amino acids.
AUGCUGCCGUCUAUUCGAAUCUACGACUGUCCCAAUGGCGUGGCCCUUAACCAGGACUUUCUCGUCGAGGUCCAGCCAGCCAAUUCGAACGAUUGCCAGCAAUGGUCUAAGGUGCCCGCAUAUGCCACAGAUGUGGCUAGUAUCAACACCAGCGCAAAUGAGUUUGAUAGGCAUUCUGUCGCCAUUACAUCGUUUGAUUUCAAUAGUCCAGUCAAGAUCCGUGUCACAUAUACCGCAAGACCCAUUGAAGCCGCAACUAUUCGACCUCGUUCGCUUGGGAUUGAGACCCUAUUAGAUGGCAAUGCCAUCUGCUUUACUUUGGAGAAACCCCGAGAUUUGAUGCUCGAAUUGAAUGGUGACAAGUGGAAAGCCCUUCACUUGCUCACGAACGAAAUUGAUUCCUCAGCACCAACCGAGGACAACGACAGUGUCUGGUAUUUUGGACCAGGUAUCAAUCAAGGCUCUGCGGUAGCCAUGGUCACCGACGGCGUCAACCUAAUGGUACCAUCGGGGAAAACUGUCUAUUUGACAGGCGGUGCCUUCAUCACGCUUCGCUUGAAUUUCGUCAACGUGUCCGAUAGUGCCGUCCGGGGCCACGGCUUUAUUCUGGGCCCCAAGGGCGGCUACGUUCAGCGAGAACUUGGCGGGGCGAUCUACAUGAGUGGAGCUUCAAAUAUUCGCGUGGAGGGUAUCACCUCUCUUGGUGCGAUGGGAUUCAGUCUUUCUGCCGGUGAAUGCAAAGAUGUAAUGGUCAACAGAUAUCGAUCAUUCUCCUCUGCGGGGAACGGUGAUGGAAUCGACUUUUUCUGCUCAUCUAACAUCACUAUCGAGAACUGUUUCUUGCGAAACUCGGAUGACACGAUUGCUCUUUAUUCACACCGCUGGGACUGGUACGGGGACUCGAAGAACAUUCUUAUUCAGAAUUGUGUCUUACUUCCCGAUGUAGCCCAUGCCAUCAAUAUGGGAACGCACGGGAAUCCUCAAAAACCGGAGACUACAAGUAAUGUGACGAUCAAGAAUAUUGAUAUCCUGGACCAUGAAGAGAAUCAGAUGUGGUAUCAAGGAUGCAUAGCCAUCAAUGCAGCGGAUGAGAAUUUGUUUCAGAAUAUCCACAUUGAAAAUGUUCGAGUUGAGCGGAUCACUCGCGGCCAGCUCGUGAAUAUUCGGGUAAUGCAGAACUCGAUGUGGACUACCGCUCCGGGGCGAGCCAUUCGAAACGUCACUUUCAAAAAUGUAUCUUUGGAUAUGCGUUACUCCCAGAUUGUCAAUCCAUCGAUGCUAUUGGGCUACGACCAGACUCGGAGAAUUGAGAAUGUUACGUUUGAGAAUUUGAGAAUCGGCGAAAAGGACAUCCAUGAAGCAAUGGACAAGCCUCGAUGGUUCAUGGUGUCAGACUUUGUCCCUCUGUUCGCCAAUGAGCACGUCGAAAACGUAAAAGAUAUGCCUGAAAUUGUUGCAAAGGAAUUCAGCCCCAUUGGCUUCGGCCUGAUGGGAUUGACCUGGCGAGAAACGCCACCAUCGCAGGAGCAGGCCUUUGAGGCCAUGCGCGCUGCAAUCAAGAACGGAUGUACUUGUUGGAACGGCGGUGAAUCCUAUGGCCCACCUAACUAUAACAGCCUUGUUCUCAUCGAGCAGUAUCUGGAAAAGCACCCCGAAGAUGCUGAUAAGAUCGCCGACGCCUCACCGGAGAAUACGCGCCGGAGUCUCGACGAUUGUAUUGCGCAGCUGAAAGGCCGCAAGAAAAUCGACAUAUUUGAAUUCGGCCGUCGGGAUCCAGCGAUCCCUCUAGAUGUGACGUUUAGUCUGAUCGAGAAGGAAUAUAUCCAGACCGGCAAAAUCGGAGGCAUUGCGCUCUCCGAGGUGCGGGCUGAGACUAUCCAUGAGGCCGUUAAACACACCAAGGUUGUCGCGGUAGAGGCUGAGCUCUCCCUGUUCUCUACCGAUAUCCUAGAGAAUGGCGUCGCAGCGGCGUGCGCCCAGUAUGGGAUUCCAAUCAUCGCCUACUCGCCCAUUGGUAGAGGCAUGUUGACCGGUCAAUUCAAGAAAUGGGACGACCUUCCUCAAGACUCGUUAUUACUCUCCUUUAAAUUCCCGCGCUUCCAGCAGGAGAACUUCGAGAAAAAUGUGCAACUGGUGGAAAAGGUUGAGGAGAUAGCAAAGAAGAAAGGCUGUACUCCGGCUCAACUCGCGAUCAACUGGACCAGAGCGCUAUCGAGACGUCCCGGGAUGCCCACUAUUAUUCCCAUCCCUGGUGCCACCACUGCAGAACGAGUGGAGGAGAACAGCAAGCUAAUUGACAUUUCGAAUGAGGAAAUGGCGGAGAUUGACGAUAUCUUGGCAAAGUUCACCCCAGCAGGUGGACGAUACCCCGAGAUCUUCCCGAUCAACACCUAG